AUGGGACCAGACAAUUUUGAUGUGAAAAAAUUUAUUGGAAUUGGAUGCUUCUCGCUAAUUUAUGAAGUCUGUUCUACCAAAGGAAAAGAUAAGGGCAAAACAUAUGCAAUGAAGCGAUUUUUUCCACAACGGCCCAUUGCAAUUAGAUGCGCACUUCGUGAACACAGCAUACUAAUGCAUCUUGCGCUGGGGACAAAACAGUCACCAUUCCUAUCGGUUCUCUACUACAGUUUCCUAGUCCAUGGUUCCCCAGUUCUAGUGAUCAGUAAAGGAAGCGGUUUCGACCUAAUUAAUCUCCUAUCCUGCACUGGUGCAAUCAAAGAACACGCAGCCCGGUUUUAUACCUCUGAAAUUAUCUGUGGUCUAGAGCACCUUCACACCUUGCAGAUCGUUCAUUUGGAUAUCAAACCCGCUAACAUACUACUGACUGACUCGGGUCACGUCCUGAUCACAGAUUUCGAUCGCUCAUACGACAUUUCUCGUAGAGUGGAACCUCCAAGCUCUUCGGACUUCACUGGAACUCCUUAUUACAUGGCGCCUGAAAUUGCUCAACAAAAGGUUAUCACAACGAAAGCAGAUAUAUGGAGUCUGGGUAUCCUUAUGACUGUGCUAGUGUGUGGUUUAACUCGUCUCGACUUCUCCACUUUGACUGAAAACUUCAAAUUGUCAAAGAAGGGCAAAUUGAAGCUGGAUAUUUUUACACAGUUCUCAAGACCUCUUAAAUCUUUCCUUAAUUCCUGCCUAAGAUAUAACUUCAGGGAGCGUGCAAGUAUAUCUGUAGUAAAAAAGCUUCGCUUUUAUAAACGUGUCAAUUGGGAUCAAGUGGCUUCUGGUAGGGCUUGUCCGCCAUAUUACCCUUCUAAAAUGUUUAAAUCAGUGGCCCAUAUCAAACCAGACGCUGAUCCCAACGAUCCUUUGAUUUUGGCAGCUGCUUAUGGGAAAGAGAUGCCGUAUGUCAAUGAAAGUUUUUUCUACACAAAGGACAGUGAUGGUAACUGGAAAUUGAAAACAAUCCCUCCAGAUUAUUUUAAACUACGAAUGGCGGGAAUGACACCAAAAAAACUUGACAAGCUUUUUAUCGACUUUCAUUUUACAAAUCCCUGUCUCCAUUCAAACAAUAGUGAUGCCAAAAAGAUGGCUGCCAAUUUUGUUACCAAAAUAAAGGCAAGAUUAUUGUGUCCACUCAAUGUGUGUUUGAUGUUACAUGGGGCGCAACUUAUAAGACUGAAAAUCACUACACUCAUCACUUUGUUAACUAUCGUUGCUGACAAAAUUCUUAUGCCUAUAUUUUUUCAUUUUUUGGAAAAAGGAAAGAAAAUUAAGGACGAAAUCUGA
This is a messenger RNA of Echinococcus granulosus, 1335 nucleotides long. Its product is annotated as Putative ribosomal protein S6 kinase alpha-1. Gene Ontology annotation, molecular function: ATP binding; protein kinase activity. Lineage: Eukaryota; Metazoa; Platyhelminthes; Cestoda; Cyclophyllidea; Taeniidae. The transcript has 3 exons. The record is from RefSeq and is a predicted model, not a curated record. The coding region runs from base 1 to 1335 and encodes 444 amino acids. Gene Ontology annotation, biological process: protein phosphorylation.